GCCCUGAGCCGAGGUCCUAAAUCAGCGCUUUGUUUGUAGAGACUCCAUUCGUGGACUCCUACUCCACCUCCUCUGCAGAGCAAAGCAGCAGAGUCCUGCAGCACCUCCGAAAGGCUUUGUGUAAACCGCACAGGACCGCGUUGGAGACCCCUCCAGAGCCAUGAAGCAUUUGUUGUUGUUGUUGGUGGUUUGGGCCUUGCCGCUGUCUCCUGGGCGGGCACAAAGCAGCAGGGCUAACUGCAAGCCAGUGGCCUCGGGCUUUUGCCAGGGUUUGGGAUACACCUCGACCCCUCAUCCGACCGGGGCGCCGGGCUUCAUCCUGCGGCAGAUCGCUCAGAUCGUGGAGACCUCCUGCUCGCCGAAGGUGGCCACGCUCAUGUGUCGGGUCGCCGUGCCCGAGUGUGGCCAUGAGGAGAGCAGCCAGAUGAAGCCGUGCAGGGCGCUCUGCGAGAAGGUCAAGAGCGACUGCGAGCCCGUCCUCAGGGUCAAGAGGCUGAGCUGGCCCACGAGGAUCCGGUGCGACGCUCUGCCGGCGUCCCGCUGCGUGCAGGGUCAAGACACCAGUGCGCCUCCUCCUCCUCCUCCUCCUCCUCCUCCCACGGCUUUGUGUGAGCCGAUCACCGUCCCUCUCUGCAGAGACCUCCCUUACACCGACACCGUCCUGCCCAACGUCAUGGGCCACACCACUCAGCGGGAGGCGGGGAUGGCUCUGCAGACGUACGGGCCGCUCAUCCAAGUCGAGUGCUCCGCCCAGCUGAAGCCUUUCCUGUGCUCCGUCUUCACGCCCAAGUGUGUGUCGGGGACGCCCGUGCCCCCCUGCAGGGGGCUGUGCGAGCAGGCGAGGGCCGGCUGUGAAUCCCUGAUGAACAAGUUUGGCUUCCAGUGGCCGGAAACCCUCCGGUGUGAAGCGUUUACCUCGGAGUCCUGUGAGAACGCUCACGACUUCGGUUUCACUCAACCGUCCGCUGCCUCGUGCCAGACGAUCACCGUCCCUCUCUGCAGAGACCUCCCCUACACCGAGACCGUCCUGCCCAACGUCCUGGGCCACGCCACGCAGGAGGAGGUGGCGACGGCGGCGUUUCAGUUUGCGUCGCUGGUGAGGCUGGGGUGCUCCACCCACCUGAAGCCUUUCGUGUGCUCCGUCUACACCCCCGAGUGCGUGUCGGGAACGCCCCGGACUCCCUGCAGGACGGUCUGCGAGCACGCGCAGUCCGACUGCCAAUCCCUGAUGAGCAAGUUUGGCUUCCGGUGGCCGGAUUCCUUGAAGUGUGAUGCGUUCACCACCGAGUCCUGUGAACACUACGGCGUGGGCAGCGGCGGAGGGAUCUGCGAGCCCAUCACCAUUCCGAUGUGCCAGGGCCUGUCCUACAACCAGACCAUGUCCCCGAAUCUCCUGGGACACGCCAGUCAAAGAGAAGCGGUGGCGAAGAUGUCCUUUUUCAACGCGAUGGUGCAGACGAUGUGCACCGUGGACAUACGCCUGUUCGUGUGCGCGGUGUACGUCCCCCCGUGUCUGGUGGGGGAAGUGCAGCGGCCCUGCAGGUCCUUCUGCGAGAGGGCCAGACGGGGCUGCGGGGCCUUCAUGGCGAGCUUUGACGUUUCCUGGCCGGCCGAGCUGCAGUGCGACUCGUUCCCAGUGGACAAAUGUGUAUCGGAAGACAGCAGGCCUGACAUGUUAAAUACUGAAGGACUUCUCGCCAAGCUGAUCGCCGGGGGCUACUCUGUUCGUGGCAACACGCUGAGUCUCAAGACAGCCCGCCUGCUGCUGACUCUCAUGGACGCGGACAAGACCGGAGACCUGAAUGUGGUGGAGGUGUUUAAACUGGAGCACCACGUGGCCGUUCUCCGGAGGGAGUAUGUGGAGAGCUACGAGGGGAGGAACCCACCCUCCGUCACCAAAACUCAAAUGAAAAAGGCUCUGUCUCUCCGCGAAUUCCAUGUAGACGAGGAAAGCUUCAGAGUUCUGUGGGACGAGAACCGAUCAGCGGGCGGAAUCGACUACGAUGAGUUUGUGGCCGUCCUGACGAAACUUCAGAUCCUCAGAGAGCGCUUCCAGGCUCACCGGCUGAGUUUGCCGUGCGACUGCCACGUCGCAAGCUUCUCCUUCGAGCAGUUCAUGAAAUCAGCGAUAAUCUGAAGAUUAACCCGCAGGAGAGAAAUUAGGGGUGAACGUCUUUAGAGGUGUAAGGACCACAUGUGGUUAAGGAUCAUCAUCAUCAUCAUCAUGAACCUUAAAGUUUAGGAACAGAAGUUUAUAUUUCGUCAGUUUCUGUGUGUUUGUGUGUUUUCAGAUCACAUGUAUGACUUAUGUAAUGUUGUUUCUUCUCACUUACAUUAAAACAAUUAUGUGAUGAAA
Pseudoliparis swirei is the source of this 2356-nucleotide messenger RNA. RefSeq lists its product as uncharacterized. The coding region runs from base 161 to 2137 and encodes 658 amino acids. Gene Ontology annotation, biological process: non-canonical Wnt signaling pathway; canonical Wnt signaling pathway. Lineage: Eukaryota; Metazoa; Chordata; Actinopteri; Perciformes; Liparidae. The record is from RefSeq and is a predicted model, not a curated record. Gene Ontology annotation, cellular component: plasma membrane. The transcript has 11 exons. Gene Ontology annotation, molecular function: Wnt-protein binding; Wnt receptor activity.